GCGGAGGGAGGGACGGUGCUGACGGCUGGGAGGACGAGGAGGUAACCGACAAGAAAGCUUAGGAAAGAAAUAGAAAAGAAAGGAAAAGGGCCCGGGGUUUCACCUUCCGUCGGCAUUCCAAUUUCAACUUAACGCCGCUCAGCAACCCAAUUUAGUGCAAUGUCGUCCAGUCGUCAGUACAGCGAGAGCAGGGCCAUUCCGACCAGGACGGUGCUGAUCGACGACUCAACGCAGCUACCUCACGAUUAUUGCACCACUCCUGGAGGCACUUUAUUCUCUACUACCCCGGGCGGCACCCGGAUCAUCUAUGACCGUAAAUUCCUGUUAGACCGGCGUAACUCCCCUAUAGCCCAGACUCCACCAGCACACCUGCCGGUCAUCCCAGGAGUGACGAGCCAAAACGUUAUAAAUGAGAACAAGAAGAACGAAGCUAAUAGCAUCAACAACCAUGAUGGCAAGCCAGGAGCAGGUGAAGACGCUCAGUUUGAGAUGGACAUCUAAAGAAGAGGAACCGACAUAAAAAGCUAACAAUAACCUGGCGCACAAGUGUGCCAGUGGCUUGGCUUGUAGAAACCAAUGUUGUGAGCACUCUUCUUUAGCUCUAUCUAGCUCCUGGGUGCUAAGUAAUCAUGGAAAUAGUUAACUCAUGUUGGCCUAGUGUGCUGCUGAAGCCCUGAAAGUUACCAAGCUGAUUUGUUUGAUUAGGUUUCAGGGCUACCAACAGCUAUACAUAAACACAGCAAGAAAAUGUCUAUUUUAAGUGCCCAAUACAACAAUUAUUGUUAACGGAUUUACUUGCAAAACAGCUAUCAGAGAUUUCUUCAUGGGGAAUUUAGUAAAGAUCUAAGAUGACACUGUUAAGUUUGAUACCCUUUAGGGGCCCAAAUGCUUUAUUUUGUGCAACUGAUUCUUUGCUUUGGUCUGGACAUCUACUUCAGUACACAUUCUGUUGCCUCCUUGUUUUAUCCAUUUCACUUUUAUUUUUUUUUUCAUAGCAUGAUCUGGAAUCCAGCAUUUUGGCUCAGAAUGAAUUGAAAUGAAAUUCUCAUUCCAUGCCUUUAAUUAGGUAUCUGUAUGUUUAGCAUGGAAAAUAGUUUAUAAAACACCAAAACCAUGGACCUUAAGUGAUUUAGGCUAGCCAGAGUCCUGCCAAAUUUGAUUUGUGUUUUGAUUUUCUGCUCCUAUGUAGAUGAUAUAUAUACACACACCUAUAUACCUACCUACACACAUUUUUAAUUAUUGCUACAGGGCAGGAGGUUAAUUUGAUUUAUCAGGUAGUCUUGAACUAAUGAGAAUGUAAUAUAAUCUUACAUUCAUCUUGAUACCAAUAUCAUUUGUCCCUACCUUUGAUUUGAGAGUAAAUCCUGAUGAUACUUGAAGUAUUACCGUCAGUUUGUGUUCACUAAAUCUGAUGAACAACAAAAACUGUAGUAAACGUGACCCAAAAUUUGUUGCUGGUCAGGAGUAAAGGCAACAUGCACAGCUUUGGACUGAUCGAAGAGUUACACAUGAUUUCAUAUUAAUAAUGAAUAGAAUGGUUUUCAAAUCCCGAGCUGGUCUCAGAAUGCACUUACAUCACAUACUUACCAGCACUUCUAGCUCUUACAGGUGAAAUAACAGGGGAAGUAUGUUAUAUCAAAGCCAGUUGUGAUGUCUACGCUCACGUUUCGAUUGCUACUAUAUUAACAAACCCUCAUUGUCAAAUCAAAGGUAGGAAAACACUGAAGUGUUGUCAGGUUGUAAAAAGCUAUUUAGUUUUGUAAUGACCUGGCAUUGAUUUUUUUUGGGUUAGAGGAAAAGCUUGAAUGAAACAUUUCCAAUGCGUCUAUAUUUUUUUAAGCUCUUUUUGAGCUUGUUCUAAACUCAGACGACAGCAUUAUACAAGGUCAUUUUCUGUAUCACUUCAAUUGUUUUUCCAUGCUUUCUCAUUUUGAAUUUUGGUUAAAGAUAUGUAAAGUGGCUUAUUGAGAAUACACCUCAUUCUAAAUGGAUUACACAACACCGAAUGUGCUGAUAUCAUUUUCUCUUUCAUUUUCUAAUAAUCCCUGUGCUUCAUCUUUACCCAUGCCUUACUUUACUAACCUUAGAAAAUGUGACUUAAAUUCAGACCCCUUUUCUCCAAAUUAGAUUUAUGAUUUAUAUUUGGGCACAUGUCGACUGUUAUUUGUAACACUUUAAAGGUGAAAAGGUUUGGGCUUGCAGCUGUGUAUAGAUGUGACAUUUGGUCAUUAAUAAUUUUUAACUAAUUGGCUUUAUUACCUUCUGGUUUAAAAUAAAAUGUUUUCCUUUCUUUCUGUAGCAUAAAUGCACAAUUUUUAAAAUUUAAAUUCUCGUCGGUAGUAGAAGAUAUAGAUGAAGGCACCUUGUGUGAUUUUCUGAGCUGUCUACAAUAAGUACAAUGAGCUGUUAGACUCCUCAGUGUCUUCAACAUCUGAACUAAAAUAUUACAUAUUAAAUAUACAGCCAGUGAAAUUCACACUUUGUUUAGGUGAUACAACUUUGUACUUGUGUAAGACUACAUCUGGGAUUAUUUCACAGUGGCACAAAUGAUUUUUUUUCUGGAUUUGAGACCCUGUUAAAUUGACUUUAAUUUCAAUCUAAUGCCAGUGGAAACUAUUACAGCAAAACCAAUAAAAGUUUCUUUGAAAA
This is a messenger RNA of Trichomycterus rosablanca, 2649 nucleotides long. RefSeq names its product eukaryotic translation initiation factor 4E binding protein 2 (gene eif4ebp2). NCBI's taxonomy places the organism in Eukaryota, Metazoa, Chordata, Actinopteri, Siluriformes, Trichomycteridae. Gene Ontology annotation, molecular function: eukaryotic initiation factor 4E binding. Bases 160 to 501 code for a protein of 113 amino acids. Gene Ontology annotation, cellular component: cytoplasm. The transcript has 3 exons. Gene Ontology annotation, biological process: negative regulation of translational initiation. The record is from RefSeq and is a predicted model, not a curated record.